Linum tenue is the source of this 495-nucleotide messenger RNA. The record is from the annotation of a GenBank genome assembly. Lineage: Eukaryota; Viridiplantae; Streptophyta; Magnoliopsida; Malpighiales; Linaceae.
UCCUCCAGCCUCCAUCACCGCCAGUCCGCCAUCGCUGCCUCCCUCCAAUCCACUUGCCACGCCUCCCGCCUUCACCCGCCGCGCCGCAAUCCUUCUCCAGUCUCCAUCACCGCCAGUCCGCCAUCGUCGCCUCCCUCCAAUCCACUCGCCGCCUCCCUCAAAUUCCGCGACGAGCAGAAGCCGUUGUUCCGAGCCAAGGUUCCGCUGAGCAUUCUGGGCUUGCCUUUCCAAGCCGGAAUCGCCGCCGGCGAGGCCAAGGAGCUCUCCCUCAACCUCUCGACGUUCUUCGAUUCCGGCCCGUCGUUCAAGGUCGCCUACCGCCCCAACGAUUCGUGGAAUCCGUUCUCCCUCGUGCUCAAGACGGGGUCGGGGUCAUUCGGGUCGCCGACGUCGAGCGCGAUGGUGAUGAGCGCGGAGUUCAAUUUGGUCGGGAAGGGGAACCCUAGCUUCAUGCUUCAUUUCAAGCCGAGGUUUGGAGAAGAGUAUGACCCUUAA